AUGCAUUCAAAGAGUUCCUUUGCCGAUGUCCCCAAGGAUCUCCUGCAGGAGAUCAAGCAGCUCGAGGAGCAGUUCACUGUCAAGCCAGAGAAGCUCAAGCAAAUCACUGACCAUUUCGUCAGCGAGCUUGACAAGGGCCUUAGCGUUGAGGGUGGCAGCAUUCCCAUGAACCCAACUUGGGUAAUGUCAUUCCCAGAUGGCUAUGAGACCGGCACCUUCUUGGCCCUGGACAUGGGUGGCACAAACCUGCGUUCCAAGUACAGAAUGCCUGAGGAGCUGAAGACUGGUGAUGCCGAUGAGCUUUGGGAGUACAUUGCCGACUGUCUGCAGCAGUUCAUCGAGACUCACCACGGCGAAGACCAGAAGAUGGAGACGCUCCCUCUAGGUUUCACCUUCUCAUACCCAGCCACUCAGAACUACAUCGAUGAGGGUAUUCUUCAGCGCUGGACCAAGGGCUUUGACAUCGACGGAGUGGAGGGGCAGAACGUGGUCCCCAUGUUCGAGGCCGCCCUGGCCCAGCGUGGCGUGCCUAUCAAGCUUACCGCGUUGAUCAACGAUACAACUGGUACCCUUAUCGCCUCGGCCUACACUGACACCAAGAUGAAGAUUGGAUGUAUCUUCGGAACGGGAUGCAAUGCAGCAUAUAUGGAGAACUGCGGUUCAAUUCCCAAGCUUGCCCACAUGAACCUGCCCCCUGACUGCCCGAUGGCUAUCAACUGUGAGUGGGGUGCAUUCGACAACGAGCACAAGGUUCUACCGAGGACCAAAUAUGAUAUCAUCAUUGAUAAGGAUUCUCCUCGGCCGGGCCAGCAGGCCUUCGAGAAGAUGAUUGCGGGUCUGUACCUCGGCGAGAUUUUCCGCCUGGUCAUGGUUGAUCUUCAUGACAAUCAUGAAGUUAGCAUCUUCCAGGGUCAAGAUAUCGCCAAGCUCCGCAAGGCCUACACGCUCGAUUCCUCCUUCCUCUCGGCCAUUGAAGAUGAUCCGUUCGAGAACUUACAGGAGACCUUCGACCUCUUCCUGGACAAGCUGAACCUCCGUCCCAACCUACCCGAGCUAGAGCUCAUUCGCCGAACUGCCGAGUUGAUUGGCACGCGAGCGGCCCGCCUGUCUGCCUGUGGUGUCGCUGCUAUCUGCAAGAAGAAGGGAUACGAGUCCGCCCAUGUUGGCGCCGACGGUUCCGUCUUCAACAAGUAUCCCCACUUCAAGGCACGCGGUGCGGUGGCCCUGCGCGAGAUCCUGGAUUGGCCGGAGAAGAAGAGCAAGAAGGAGGAAGACCCCGUGGAGAUUCUUGCCGCCGAGGAUGGAAGCGGUGUUGGUGCAGCCCUUAUUGCGGCCUUGACACUAAAGCGCGUUAAGGAGGGCAACAUGGCCGGAAUUCUGCACCCCGAGAACUUCGUCUGA
Molecule: messenger RNA, 1401 nt
Organism: Phaeoacremonium minimum UCRPA7
Lineage: Eukaryota; Fungi; Ascomycota; Sordariomycetes; Togniniales; Togniniaceae
Product: putative hexokinase protein
Exons: 7
Coding region: 1-1401 (466 amino acids)
Biological process (GO): glycolytic process; glucose 6-phosphate metabolic process; intracellular glucose homeostasis
Cellular component (GO): mitochondrion; cytosol
Molecular function (GO): glucokinase activity; D-glucose binding; ATP binding
Source: RefSeq, a predicted model, not a curated record